Molecule: messenger RNA, 393 nt
Organism: Macrosiphum euphorbiae (potato aphid)
Lineage: Eukaryota; Metazoa; Arthropoda; Insecta; Hemiptera; Aphididae
Source: the annotation of a GenBank genome assembly
AUGUCGGCUGAUAAUUCGUCUCCUACCGUAAUGUCUGGAUGUGACGCGAUGACUGGAGUCUGCAAUGCCUCGACGAAUUAUGCAGCUCCAAAUAGGUUGUUACCAGUCUGUAAAGAAAACGUGUGGAAGAUAAACGAACAGAUGAAAAUACUGGAGAUAACUGGAGAUUUGGAACUGUGUCCGUGUCUGCGGACGAGCGAUUUCCGAAAGAUGACUAAAAUGAUGUGCCACGAGUAUUUUGUGGACGAUUUCGAAGUAGAAAUGACCGAACCGGUUGAUUCCAUGGACCUCCUUGUGGCGAUGUUUAAUGGUUUGAAUUUAGACGAGAAACGAGAAAUAAAGGAAUCUAAGAAAGAAAACUUUGUGAGUAUUAAUACUUCCAAACAGCCAUAA